This is a messenger RNA of Dermochelys coriacea (leatherback sea turtle), 3474 nucleotides long. RefSeq names its product C-C motif chemokine ligand 28 (gene CCL28). The transcript has 3 exons. Gene Ontology annotation, cellular component: extracellular region. Lineage: Eukaryota; Metazoa; Chordata; Testudines; Dermochelyidae. Bases 375 to 731 code for a protein of 118 amino acids. The record is from RefSeq and is a predicted model, not a curated record. Gene Ontology annotation, biological process: immune response. Gene Ontology annotation, molecular function: chemokine activity.
CCUUUAAUGCCAAAGCACUGGCAGCUGCCAGGUCGAUCACAGAGAUAGAGAAGUAAGAACACAGAAGUGGCUUUGAUCCUGCAAAGUUCUGAAUACUCUGGUCUGAUCCAGUAAAGUAUUUAAGCCUAUGCUUGAAGUUAAGUAUGUGGGAAGUCCUGUUAAAGUCAAUAAAACGUUGAGCAUGUGUUGAAGUGUUUUGCUAGAUCGGGCCAGAGUGCUUAGUACCUUGCAGGCUCAAGCCCACUUGCAGCAUCUGUGAAGGGUGGGGCUUUAAAGUUAGUUUCUUUUACUGCAGUCCAGGAGGUAGGAUCACCUUUGUUUCCUGUAAUUUACAACCUGGUUUGUUACAGUAAGUGCUGCAGUAGUCAGAAGGAAUGGAUUUGAAGCUAGUCGCUCUCUUUGCUGCUCUUGCAUUUGUGGUUGUCCAAACAUCUGAGGCUACUCUAUUUCCGGUAUCCUUUAACUGUUGCACGGAAGUAUCGCACUUUGUGCCCAGAAUACUUCUAAGAAAAGUUCUAAAAUUUGAAAUCCAGAAAGAUGAUGGAGUGUGCAACAUACCAGCUGUGAUCCUUUACGUAAAGCACAAGAAGUUAUGUGUAAGCUCACAUAAUAAAACCAUUAAGAAAUGGAUGAAAAGGAACAGAAUCAAAAAUCGUAGAAGAAAUGGAAAUCUUCAUUCUGGGAAGAAAAGGAACACCACAAGGAAAAAUCAAAUUGUGGUGAAACAGUAGUCUGCUGAAACAACACCCAGGAUGGAGUUACCUGUGAAUGCUGUAUUAUGGUCUCUGCAAAAGACAAAUGUUUGGUUAGGAAUUCACAUACAAUGACUGCUCAACAUUUUGCAAUUACAGCUUAAAAAUAGCUUUUCAAAUGUCUAAAUUCCCAGAGCAAGCAGUGACAGAUGUCAGUUAUACAUAUCCUUUACCACCUUUAAUAUACAUAUUGAAAAGAUCUUGUACUUUGGGAAUCAUCCUGGCCAGAUAAAGGCAAAAGUUGAUGCAUUAGGAAUGAUAAUAUCUUCCUGGCCACAUCUUGUGUUUUCCACUCCGCUUCAUCCUCUGAUAUCUCUGUAUUCUUCAAUACUUCUAAUUUCCGAUCCCCUCACCUGCCUUGGCUUUCAUAGUCAUCCUUCUCACUGUCUGACUGCUGCUUUAACAUCUUCUUAGGCAGUUUCUCCCCCUCCUCUGCUUAUCUUAGGGUCCUGUCUUUGGUACCCUCAUCUUCUCUACACCUUAUUCUCCUCCGCUUGCACAGAUUCAGCUACUAUUUUUGUGCUGCUGGCUCACAAAUUGACUUCUUCUCCUGUGACCUGCCUUCUCCUUCUCAGUUGCGGGGGAGGGAUAAUUCAGUGGUUUGAGCAUUGGUCUGCUAAACCCAGGGUUGUGAGUUCAAUUCUUGAGGGGGCCAUUUAGGGAUCUGCAGCAAAAAUUGGGGAUUGGUCCUGCUUUGAGCAGGGGCUUGGACUAGAUGACCUCCUGAGGUCCCUUCCAAUCCUGAUAUUCUAUGAUUCUAUCUGACAGUUUUUCUGACACGAUAUAUUCUGGAUGGCCUGCCACCAAUUCAAGUUCAAGAUGACCAAAAAUGACCUCUCUCUUUCCUUUCAAGCUCUCUUUGCUUCUAAACUUUCUUCAUUAUUGCUGGCAAAACCAUUUUCCUCCCUGCUCCUCAGGCUCAAAAUUAUGGGGUCCAAGAUUCUGCUGCAAAGAUCACGUCCAGUCUCAUUAUUCUUUGUUUGUAUCAUGUUAUUCCCCUCUUUAAAUGCUUCCCUCAGCCCCUUCCUACCUACUGUACCAAACUUCUCAUCCUUGCCAUCACAGGCCUGCACCUCAAAGCCUACACCUUUGAUCUUGUUCCUUUUGUCCCACCUCAUUAUUUUAGUAUUGCCAGUGAUAUCAGCCUUGCUACACACUACAUGUCCUUCCUCCCACUGCCAUCUUCCAUGCUGCCUCCUAAUGCGUGGACCAGCCUCCCAGACUCAAAUCACCAGGUCCUCUCCCUCCUCAUUCAAAACCCUCAUGAAGACUUACUACUUCCACACAACCUACAAAUACUAAGCCAUGUCAGUCACACAUACUUUCUGCCCCAACAUAAUAUGAGAGAAGAAAUAAUGAGUGAAGGAAGGUAGAGAUUUAAAAUCACAUAAAAGUGCAAUGUUGAUCAAGGUAUACCUAUAAUAAGCCUAAAUUACCAUAAUGUGUUGUAACUCUUUUCUCUCUUCUCCAGUUGUUUUUGUUCUCACUGCAGCACAUCUAAAAUUAGACUGUUAGUUCCCUGAGGGUAGGGACUGUGUAAAGAACAUAGUAGUUUUAGUUGUUUGUAUAAAUAACUGCAAACACAUGAUAAAGCAUGUAGGAUGGUAGAUACAAGAAGCAAGCAAGUCUCCCCAAAACAAAAUAAAAACUGCUGUGUUUAGUGGGGGCACUAAAUAACAACCCAGCUCCUUCAGCUGCUGACAUGCACAAUGAUGGAAGAAACUGAUUCACACCUGAAAUAGCAAUAAGUAAGAAAAAACUAAGGACUGGAUCCUCAGUUCAGUGCAGGUGGGGCAGCACAGAUGGAAACUCUAGGCCACCUUUACUCUUCCUCCAGUCCUCUAGGAAGAUGAGGGCUGAAUCCAACUCUGGCACUAUUUAGAGCAGCCCUAGCUCUAACCUAUGCCUGCUAGAAAAUGUUCUACUGGCCCAGGAUUGUUCUACAACCAUUGAUGCACCUGGAAAUGCUUCCCAUUGGAUACCUUCUACACCAAGGUCGGGGAGCAAGUGGAGUAAAGUUGGCAUAGUCAGCUUUACACCAGCUGAGAAUUCCACCAUGCUGGGGAAAUCCUCAGCUGUCCGAUUAAAGCCUUUGUACCACUGGAGAGGUGCCUCUGGAGGAUCCUUAUCAGAUGUGAGGAUCUGGCACUUACAAACUUUGAGCUUUGUUUAUCAAGACAGAAGGAACAAAAAGUUCUGGCUUAGUGAACCUUUAGCCAGGGUACAAAUAGUCACUGUGGGGCAGGUUUUGAAAGGUGUUUAGGUGCUUAAAAGAUGUAGAUAGGAGCCUAAUGGUCUUUUUAAAAAGCACAUAGAUGCUAAAUUCCCAGGAUUUCGAUGGGAGUUAGGCACCUACUGGGUUUUUCAGAAUUGCCUAUCUGACCCUUUUAAAUGGAACCCACAACACAGACCUAGGCCUGGGAAAAUGCCUCAGCCAUAGUAUGUACAUGAUUUGAAAAAGCUAUUUUUGCAAUAUGUUUUCAGCAUGUACAGUAUAUGCUAAAUAUAAUUAAAAUGCCAUUUUGAGACUACCAAAUACGGGAUAUGUUGUAAAUAUGAAUGACAUAACCAUAUAUGUUGUAAAUUAUAUUGUGUUAUACAGAUGUGAGCCUGAUGUGAUCUAAAGCAGAUUUGUUGCAUACAUUUUGCAUUACAUUGCAUGACUUGAAUAAAUAACUACAGGGCUGGCUUGAGGGAAGAUGGCAACCUGGGCAAACUUGUA